CCUGCUGGGCCUUCCCUCUGGCAUCAUCCAAAAUGGAGCCUCUCCUAGCUUACCCUUUAAGAUGUUCAGGGCCCAAAGCGAAAGUAUUUGCAGUUUUGCUGUCUAUGGUUCUAUGCACUGUGAUGCUAUUUCUUCUACAAUUAAAAUUCCUAAGGCCUCAAAUCAACAGCUUUUAUACCUUUGAAGUGAAGGAUGCACACGGAAGAACAGUUUCUCUGGAAAAGUUUAAAGGCAGAGUUGCACUAGUUGUAAACGUGGCUAGUGACUGCCAACUCACAGACAGAAAUUACUUAGCACUGCAGGAACUGCACAAAGAGUUUGGACCAUUCCACUUCAGCGUCUUGGCUUUUCCAUGCAAUCAGUUUGGAGAAUCGGAACCCCGCCCAAGCAAGGAAAUAGUGUCUUUUGCAAGAAAUAACUACGGAGUAACAUUCCCCAUCUUCCACAAGAUUAAGAUUCUAGGAUCUGAAGCAGAACCUGCAUUUAGAUUUCUUGUUGAUUCUUCGAAAAAGGAACCAAGGUGGAAUUUUUGGAAAUAUCUGGUCAACCCUGAGGGUCAAGUUGUGAACUCCUGGAGGCCAGAGGAACCCGUUGAAGUUAUCAGGCCUGAGAUAGCAGCUCUGAUUAGACAAAUGAUCAUAAAAAAGAAAGAGGAUCUAUGAAAAUGCCGUUAAGUCAUUUGAAUGCAGCAGUCAGAAUACAGAAAUGUCUCCAUGAGGGUUUGGUCUCAUUUUAAACACUCCUGACAAUUAAAUGUGGCACUGAAGGAUGA
Manis pentadactyla (Chinese pangolin) is the source of this 772-nucleotide messenger RNA. RefSeq names its product glutathione peroxidase 8 (putative) (gene GPX8). The transcript is spliced from 3 exons. Gene Ontology annotation, molecular function: glutathione peroxidase activity. The coding region runs from base 33 to 662 and encodes 209 amino acids. NCBI's taxonomy places the organism in Eukaryota, Metazoa, Chordata, Mammalia, Pholidota, Manidae. The record is from RefSeq and is a predicted model, not a curated record. Gene Ontology annotation, biological process: response to oxidative stress.